Molecule: messenger RNA, 417 nt
Organism: Saxophila tyrrhenica
Lineage: Eukaryota; Fungi; Ascomycota; Dothideomycetes; Mycosphaerellales; Extremaceae
Exons: 2
Coding region: 1-417 (138 amino acids)
Source: RefSeq, a predicted model, not a curated record
AUGUCUUCUUCCCAGCAGCCAGCUCCCGUCGGAAGUGCAAAUGUAACUGAUAUUGAUGCUAUGGUACACGAGACCUACGGUCACGUCGGCGAAGGCCUGAGCGUCAACGAUCAAACGUCACCAGCAGAUCUACGAGCAACAAAGCAACGCUUUCACCGUCGUCGUGAUCUGGAAGCGUUUGCGAGCUUCCCGGAAGGCUAUAUCUUCAUCAAUCAACAGUACAAGACGGAAUGCCGUGAGCCAAAAGGCAAGCAGCGGGCUGUCAUCCUGCUGUCACCUCCCGAUCAGGUUGCUGUGCAAGGUACGGGCAAGAAGUGGACUCGCCGAGCUCGCCAUGAAGAGGCAGAUGGGCCUGCUCCUUACACCCGGGAGUGGUACAGCUUCUACCUUGCACAGAAUCUUCUUCCUGGUUUCUGA